AGGCAUUUACUAACCUUUCACGGGUUACUAAAUCGCAUAUUACAGCUGUAAAUGCUCCAAUUCGAGUUGAUGUCCCAACUGAACAGUAUGAUAAUGCAAAUGAGUCUAGGCCACUCCUUAAACGUGGUAGACCAAUCGGUUCCAAUGAUAAGAAUCCCCGAAAAAGGAAAGGAGAAAAUGAUCAAAAUGAUCAUAACAUGGAGGCAAUUGCUCAAGAGGAGCAUAAAGACAUAAUAAUUGAUAAGACAUCACAUGAGCUUCAGAAAUCCUUAUACGGAUUGAAGCAAUCAUGGAGGAUAUGGUACAAUCGCCUUAGCGAGUAUUUGCUAAAGGAUGGGUACAAAAAUAACCCUAUUUGCCCUUGUAUCUUUAUUAAGAGGUCUGUGUUUGAAUUUGUCAUCAUAGCUGUGUAUGUUGAUGACUUGAAUAUCAUUGGCACUUCUAAAGAGCUUCCAAAAGUUGUAGAGUGUUUUAAGAGAGAAUUUGAAAUGAAAGAUCUUGAUCCAUUUCGGCCUCAAGAAAAUGAUGAAGAUCUCGUUGGUGAUGAAACUCCAUAUCUUAGUGGAAUUGGGGCACUGAUGUAUCUUGCCAACAAUACUCGACCAAAUAUUGCUUUUGCAAUAAGCUUAUUAGCAAGAUUCAGCUCCUCCCUAACAAGAACACACUGGAAUGGUUAUUUGUCUGAUUCACAUAAAGCCCGAUCUCAAACAGGUUAUUUGUUUACAUAUGGAGAUAAUCCAACUACACUAUAUGAAGACAAUGUUUCUUGCAUUGCUCAACUGAAAGGAGGAUACAUCAAAGGAGACAGAACAAAGCACAUUUCACCAAAGUUCUUUUUCACACAUGAUCUUUAA
Molecule: messenger RNA, 854 nt
Organism: Nicotiana tabacum (common tobacco)
Lineage: Eukaryota; Viridiplantae; Streptophyta; Magnoliopsida; Solanales; Solanaceae
Source: RefSeq, a predicted model, not a curated record